AUGGUUGCCAUUGAUCGUGUUGGACAUGUUUAUCCAUCAGUUCAUCUUCAAGAGAUGCUUCAUCUUGCUCAAAAACCCGCACCAUUAGCAACACCAACAAACUAUGCUAGUGCAGUAUUAAGUGAUCCAGUUGCUAGUGUGAUGAAUGGUGGUGCAACACAAAAAAUUACACCAUCACAAUUUGGUCUUGCUGAUAAUCCAUCAUUGCAAUUUACAACACCUGGUGGCGGAUUUGUUCAAGUAUUUGGUCCAUUGAAAACACCAGGCAAUGAUAAAUUCUUUCACGAUCCCAACCCAGUUGUUAUUCAAAAAAAAUCAAAACCAGUUACAUACGUACAAAAAAUUAACUUAGCUUACUAUAAACCACCAGCUCCACCAGCACCUGGCCCAGUUAUCAUAAAAGAAGUUCGUCCCCCUCAAGCACCAGUUCCACCACCUCUUUUUGUUCGCAUACAACCACCACCGCCACCUGAACAAGCACCAUUAGUUAUUCGUGAAGCUCCACCUCCACGACCAAGACAUAUUCCACCAACUUUAUUGACCAAAGUAUUACCACCUAUUCCUGUACCACCACCCAAAGUGCAUGUGCGUAAUGCCCCUGAUCAUGCAACAGUGGAAAGAACCUUAAACAACAUGGGUCUUACAUCGCAAUAG
Molecule: messenger RNA, 654 nt
Organism: Rotaria sordida
Lineage: Eukaryota; Metazoa; Rotifera; Eurotatoria; Philodinida; Philodinidae
Source: the annotation of a GenBank genome assembly